Messenger RNA from Podarcis muralis (Common wall lizard), 5321 nucleotides. RefSeq names its product ABR activator of RhoGEF and GTPase (gene ABR). Gene Ontology annotation, biological process: protein phosphorylation; positive regulation of GTPase activity; intracellular signal transduction. Gene Ontology annotation, cellular component: membrane. Gene Ontology annotation, molecular function: protein serine/threonine kinase activity; guanyl-nucleotide exchange factor activity; GTPase activator activity. The record is from RefSeq and is a predicted model, not a curated record. NCBI's taxonomy places the organism in Eukaryota, Metazoa, Chordata, Lepidosauria, Squamata, Lacertidae.
GGAGGAGGAGGAGGAGGGAACUUUGGGGAAAGUUUGAAUUUAUUUGUGCUCCGGGGGAGGCGGACGGGCGAAGACCUUCCGCGCAAAGGAGCGGGGGACGGGGCUCUCCAUCCUCGCCAAGGGACCCUCCGCCCCGGGAGGCCCCGAUCCGGCCCCGGCGCCCAGCCAUGGGGGACCCUGAGGGAGAAGGGGAAGAAGCGGCGGCGGAGUUCGAGCGCCACUGGCGCCUCGAGUUCCCCGGCGAGGCGGCGCCGGCGCUGCGCCUCCACUCGGUGGCUUCCAUGGAGGAGGAGCUGGGCCGGUGCCGGCGGACGCUGCAGCGGCUCCAGCGGGCCCUGGAGGAGGAGAAGUUCAAAGUGGUCUACUUGGAGGCGGCGCUGCAGCGGCGGGGAGGAGAAGGAGGCGGAGGAGAGCCGCCCGCCCCGUCCAGCCCCUGCGCGCCCGGGGCGCACAAGGAGACGCCGAAGGGUCUUUCCAGCCCCGGCGCGCCUAGGGCGCACGACUCGGCGCCGGGGGAGCCCCCGUUGGCCCGGCGCUUGCCUCCGCCGCCGCCCCCUCGCCUCUGGAAACGCCCCCCAAUUCGGGAGCUCCCCGACGGCUGCGGCUCCCCCGAGCGCCACCUGCGCCUGGUCCAGGAAAGCGAGUCUCCCGGCUGCAGCUGCGACUCCGAAAGAGCGGGAGGAGGAGGAGGAAACAGCGACUGGAGCUGUACCAGCUCCGACCACGAGGAUGCUUCGUCCGUAGAUUUCAACUAUGGCAUGGAGGAUUAUGACGCUGAGGGGAACGAGGAGCCCAAGGCCCCCCCUGGGGGCUCGGAGACCAUGCCCUACAUCGACGAGUCGCCCACCAUGUCGCCUCAGCUCAGCGCCCGCGGCCAAGAGGGCGGGAACGGCGGAGACGGGUGCGAGAGCCUCUCGCCCACCCCAGCGGAUGGACUGGGGACUGUGGGUGGACAAGAUGCUGGGAAGGGGGUGGACAUGCGGAGGUUGGUCCUAAAGGAUUUCCUGGCCAGUGAGGAGAUGUACAUCAACCAGCUGGAAGCACUAUUACUGCCCAUGAAGCCCCUAAAAGCAACAGCCACCACCUCCCAGCCUGUCCUCACGAUCCAGCAGAUCGAGACCAUCUUCUACAAGAUCCAGGACAUUUACGAGAUCCACAAGGAGUUCUACGACAGCCUUUGGCCCCAGGUCCAGAACUGGGACAGCAGUGUCGUGCUUGGCCACCUUUUCCAGAAGCUGGCUAGCCAGCUGGGGGUGUACAAGGCCUUCGUGGACAACUACAAAAUUGCGCUGGAGACGGCAGAAAAAUGCAGCCAGAGCAACAACCAAUUUCAGAAAAUCUCAGAGGAGCUGAAAGUCAAGGGCCCAAAGGAUUCAAAAGAGAGCCACACCUCCGUUACCAUGGAAGCGCUGCUGUACAAACCUAUAAAUCGAGUGACCCGGAGCACUCUUGUAUUACACGAUCUGCUCAAGCACACUCCUUCUGACCACCCCGACUACCCGCUGCUCCAAGAUGCCCUCCGUAUCUCUCAGAACUUCCUCUCCAGUAUCAAUGAGGACAUCGACCCCCGCAGGACGGCAGUCACCACCCCCAAAGGAGAGACGCGGCAACUGGUCAAGGACGGCUUCUUGGUGGAGUUGGCCGAGGGCUCCCGCAAGCUGCGCCAUGUCUUCCUCUUCACAGACGUCCUUCUCUGUGCCAAGCUGAAGAAAACAGGCGUGGGGAAACACCAGCAAUAUGACUGCAAGUGGUACAUGCCCUUGGCCGAACUGGUGUUCCCGUCACUGGAGGAGUCGGACUCCUGCCCACACGUCCAUGCCAUGCCUGACCACGACCUGGAGGACAUGAAGAUAAAGAUCUCCUCUAUGAAGAGCGAGGUGCAGAAGGAGAAGGCGAACAAGGGUCAGAGCCGAGCGAUGGAACGGCUAAAGAAGAAGAUGUUUGACAACGAGUUCUGGCUCCUGCUCAACUCCCCAUCCAUCCCCUUCCGGAUCCACAACCGCAAUGGGAAAAGCUACCUGUUCCUGCUUUCCUCCGACUACGAGCGAGCCGAGUGGAGGGAGGCCAUCCAAAAGCUGCAGAAGAAAGAUCUCCAGACCUUUGUGCUAAGCUCUGUGGAGCUGCAGGUCCUGACAGGGUCGUGCUUCAAGCUACGCACCGUCCACAACAUUCCCGUCACCAGCAAUAAGGACGAUGACGAAUCUCCUGGGAUGUACGGCUUCUUACAUGUUAUCGUCCACUCUGCCACGGGCUUCAAACAAUCUGCUAACCUCUACUGCACGCUGGAAGUCGACUCUUUUGGCUAUUUUGUCAGCAAAGCCAAGACACGGGUGUUCCGGGACACGACCGAGCCCCAGUGGAAUGAGGAGUUUGAGAUUGAGCUGGAGGGCUCACAGUCGCUGCGGAUCCUCUGCUACGAGAAAUGCUAUGACAAGAGCAAGAUGAACAAGGACAACAACGAGAUCGUGGACAAGAUCAUGGGCAAGGGGCAGGUCCAGCUGGAUCCCCAGACGGUGCAGACCAAGAACUGGCACAUGGAUGUGAUUGAAAUGAAUGGGAUCAAAGUGGAGUUCUCUAUGAAGUUCACCAGCCGCGACUUGAGCCUUAAAAGGACCCCAUCGAAAAAGCAGACGGGAGUCUUCGGGGUAAAAAUCAGCGUCGUCACAAAGCGCGAGCGCUCCAAAGUGCCCUACAUUGUGCGCCAGUGCGUUGAGGAAGUGGAGAAGCGCGGCAUUGAUGAAGUGGGGAUCUACCGGAUCUCAGGGGUGGCCACGGACAUCCAGGCCUUGAAAGCAGCCUUUGACGCCAACAGCAAAGACAUCCUGAUGAUGCUGAGCGACAUGGACAUCAAUGCUAUCGCAGGCACCCUGAAGCUGUAUUUCCGCGAGCUCCCUGAGCCUCUUCUCACGGAUCGGCUUUAUCCUGCUUUUAUGGAGGGUAUCGCACUCUCUGACCCAACAGCCAAGGAGAACUGUAUGAUGCACCUUCUGCGUUCUCUGCCUGACCCCAACCUCAUCACAUUCCUCUUUCUGCUAGAACACUUGAAACGGGUGGCUGAGAAGGAGCCCAUCAACAAAAUGUCCCUGCACAAUCUGGCCACCGUGUUUGGUCCAACGUUGCUGAGACCUUCUGAAGUGGAGAGCAAAGGGCAGCACCUCACGUUGGCCUCAGAUAUCUGGUCCCACGACGUAAUGGCGCAGGUGCAAGUGCUACUCUACUAUUUACAGCACACGCCCAUCUCCUUUGCCGAGCUCAAACGCAACGCACUCUACUUCUCCACAGACGUGUAGCCCCGGGGCCCUGCAGCCACCUGCAUUUUUCUAAGCCGAGGGGCGCAGCACAGACUCAUGAAUCCGAGCACGGAUCCUGCUGAGAAUAACGCCGCUGCCCUGGAACCAGACGCUGCCCCAUACCUCAUGGGACGAUUUUGUAUCAGCCCCACACCCUUCUUCCCCCCCUGCCCACCUCCCAGCACAGUAGUCCACGUCUCUCGUACUUCUCGUGUCCAGGAGUCAUUUUUAUGUCCCAUUUCUUGAGCAGUGGGAAGGAAGCGAGCGACGGAUGAAGACACAGCCUCUUGUUUCUUCCCCAAAAUGGUUGCCGCCUUCUGGGUCCAACAGAGCUUCGCUGCAGCCAAGUCCUCUCCUCCAGCCGGCCUCGCCACCCGCAACAAUGCUUGAUCUUUUUGCUCCCUGCCUUUGUGGCCUGCAUGUACGCUGCUUGCUUGGAUUUUCCUGCUUUUGGAGGCUUAGGAGGACACCAAGGGCUCUUCCCCUCGUCCUGGUCAAUCUACAUUCUCUUCGCUUUUGUCUCGCCUGACAGACCUGGUUGCUGAACUCUGCAUUCUUUUACCCCAGCUGGCAGGGCUGAAGACAGCAGCAUUUUCGUUUUUAAAAAGCCCUGCCUAUUCCAGCUCCCCCCACUUUUUUAAUGCUGGGGGAGCCUCUCGUCCUGUGACUCCUGUGCCUCGGUAGGCUUUGUAACUGUGCAUAAUGUGGGGGGGGGGGGUAAAGCAGCCAUCUUCCUGUUUUAUUCUGUAAAAAGGUUUUAAUAAUGAACCUUGAUGGCAGGAAAGUGAAGAGAAAGUGGCUGCUUGCUAGUCUUAGAUGUGUGUGCGUGUGGCAGAGAGUGAUACCUACCUCCCCAUCCCCGCUGCCCUGCUGUGUUGCCCACAAUCACUUUAUUUAUGGUUAGAUUCUCUUGGGACUAAUUCAAACUUAAUCCUUGGAAAGGAAAUCAGAUCUUAAUGAGGGCGAGACUGUCCUGCUCCCCACCCCUGAAAGGAUUAUUUGGCUGGCCGAGAGGAAGGCUGGUUGCCUUGUGGCCGUGCCUCUUGCAGGUGGCUCUCGCUAGCCAAGCCUGGCCAGGGAGCCAGUGGGUAUUUCCUGCUCCCACCUCCUCCACAUGGCUUUGAUCCAGCCCAGCCAUCCGCCGGGGCUGUUGGGCACCUUUCCUCCAGGAGGGUGUCUGGAAAAGGGGCCGUUUCUCAGUGCUUCACGCAGCAUGGCUUACAGGGUUCAGCUAAGGAAGACUCAGGUUGGAUGUGAAAGGUGUCAUUUCAGCCCUUAAGAGCCCCCACCUGCACCCCCCAUUUCUCUCUUUCUGCGAGAGAUCGGGCGAAGCAGCCGAGGAGAGUGCAGCCCUCCAAAGGAGUGGGGGCUCUGUGUUCCCGAUUGCCGCCCCACUCACACACCCAGGUGCCAAGCAGCAAUCCAGCAAUGAGUUGUAUUGGCAAGCUAGACAGCCCUUUGUUUCAUAGAGAGGUCCCUCACCCUCACAAGAGAAAUGACUUCCAGGCCUGCCCCCUCCACGUUAAGUGACUUCGGCCACACUUUCCGCCCAGGACAAUGGAGUGUUCUGUGGCCCACCGUUCAGGGACCAGAAAUGUUUUGCUGGCCAGAGUUGUUAUUUUUCGGGCCCUCCUGCACAGAUCCUUGUGGGUCUGCAUCUACCUUUAUGUAUGUGUCUGUGGAAGCUGAAGUCAUUCCUAAGCCAGAGCGCCUCCGCGCACUUCUGAGUGUCAGAAUCUGAUACCAGCAUAGCCAGCCCCCCCCCCGACAACUGCACUUGCUCUUUUUUCUGAUGGUGAGGAAGGGGAGACUGGGACUCCUGGAGCUACAGGUUAGAUUAGAAACUGUAUAAUUGAUAUUUGACUUGUUUAAGGAUAUAUAUUAUAUAUAUAUAUAUAUUUUUGGUUGUGUUCCGUUGCAGGUUUUUUCUCCCCUCUCUGUAGAUGACAAACUUUAAAUGGAUGUAAACCAUGUGAGGAGAUUAAAAAAAAAAGUUAAUAAAAUGCAAAGCCCAAACAUUUGCACAAAUUA